Molecule: messenger RNA, 648 nt
Organism: Arabis nemorensis
Lineage: Eukaryota; Viridiplantae; Streptophyta; Magnoliopsida; Brassicales; Brassicaceae
Source: the annotation of a GenBank genome assembly
AUGGGUUUGGUGGAAUUAGGGUUUCGUUGGGUGCGUAAAGGUGCUAACUUUACAGAGGAGAUAGUGAGGGUUUCUGGUGAGAGAUCUCAUGGUGAUCUGAGUGUAAAGCUGAGAUUUUUGGAAGACGAAUUAAAGGGUUUUGUUAACAAUGGAGAGUUAUCGAGCUGCGUAGGUUCUAAUUCCAAAUGGAAUUUCAAUCAGGAUGGUCCAAUGUUGAACUCAAAGUGUGUUCUGUAUAAAUCCUUCAUUGAAGAGGUUAGUAUAUGGGGAUGGCCUUUGCAAACAGCUGGAUUGUUCCGUACUGGAUUCUCUUCAAGUUCGAUCACCGUGUUAUCAGGCCGAGUAACCGAGUGGUCAGAAGGGAAGUUCGGUUACACGAUGCGCGAGGCCAAUACUUCUUGGGGAAAAACGAAAUGGAGCACAUCGGUUUUGCAACUGGAUCCAAACACGUGGAUUCUUGAGUACAGCUUAAGCUCGGUGAUGGAGAGUCCUAAUCUGUUGUCGCUAACAAUCGAUCUCCUGACACACAUGAUGUUCCAAGCAGCAAAGAAUGUAAACCGAGAGAUUUUCUGGAUGUUUUCUUCAGCUUCAGGGAAUCUGUAUAGUAGUGAAUCAGUAUCAAAGACUAGCACAAUGACACCAACUUAG